AUUAAACAUUACGAUAACACGGAACACCGUGAUUAUGUUUCCAGAUCUUGAAAAUGAGUAACGUCAAGUCCAUCCUGUCUACCUGGAUAAUGAAAAUCCUCGUGGGAUUGUUAAGUCUCUUAAUAACUGUGACAGGUGAUGAAGAAGUGACUGUUGACGCUGUUCUGGGCCAGAGCGUCCUUCUGCCAUGCAACUGCUCAAGCAGAAGUUUGGUCAAGAACGUUAUGUGGCAGAUGGAAAAGCCAAACUUGAUGAUGGUGGCAAAAUACGGCAAGGAGUUUUCUAAAUUCUAUGGCAGAUAUGAUGGCAGGGCUGAAAUAUUCCAGGCUGAGAACAGUGAAAACUGUUCAGUUCUCCUAACGAACAUCCAACAGGAGGACCAGGGAAAAUAUCGAUGCAGCUUCUACAUUCGGGAGGCAUACAAAUAUAUUCUUGUGCAUCUGUGGGUUACUGAAUUUCCUCGGAUCACAGGGACAGCCUCCCCACAAACAACACAUUUGAGACCCUUUAUAGCCAUUCCCUUUGUGCUCACGGUUGGAAUUUGUUUGGUCUUGUUCUAUUGCUACUUUUCAAAGAGGCGUGCAAAGAUGAAAGGAGCUGUGACUCAUGACAGGCAGAAGCAACUGAAUACACAAGAUGAAGCCAAAAACAUGAUCAAUGUUUGAGUCCCUCUCAACAGGGAUGAGUCAUCAGACACUCCUGUGCACAAACUGUUUAUGGACGUGUUUCAUCCUUUUUUCAUGCCACUCAUUGUGGGCCUUUAAUACUGUCACUGGCACCUCUGUUCUUGGACGUUCCUCUUGCCUCAAGGACUACUUAAAUAAAGUAGCUUUUGCCAUAUCAAGUAAACAUCUACCUGGGAGGUGAAAAUCAAGUGGUUAAAGUGGUGAACUCGUGAUCAGAGGAUCCUCCGCACACUCUCACGAGCGCCACUAACUUAUAUAGCAAGCUAAAAGUGGACGCUCUCGUUUUGGCCGAACUU
This is a messenger RNA of Thalassophryne amazonica, 982 nucleotides long. RefSeq names its product sialoadhesin. Gene Ontology annotation, biological process: negative regulation of T cell proliferation; T cell costimulation; cellular response to lipopolysaccharide. The coding region runs from base 54 to 665 and encodes 203 amino acids. The transcript has 4 exons. Gene Ontology annotation, cellular component: external side of plasma membrane. The record is from RefSeq and is a predicted model, not a curated record. NCBI's taxonomy places the organism in Eukaryota, Metazoa, Chordata, Actinopteri, Batrachoidiformes, Batrachoididae.